Molecule: messenger RNA, 8517 nt
Organism: Mustela erminea (ermine)
Lineage: Eukaryota; Metazoa; Chordata; Mammalia; Carnivora; Mustelidae
Gene: RNFT2
Product: ring finger protein, transmembrane 2
Exons: 11
Coding region: 328-1551 (407 amino acids)
Biological process (GO): positive regulation of ERAD pathway
Molecular function (GO): ubiquitin protein ligase activity
Source: RefSeq, a predicted model, not a curated record
GCAAUCGCGUGCGCACCGCAGGAGUAGCGGCGCCUCUUCUCUUAGCGCCGCGCUAAGGCCACCUGAGAGAGAACCCGAAGAGAGGCCGGAAGCACUCGGAAGUCACGUGCUCCCCGGGCCUCGCGAGUGAUUGGCUUGGAAGGAGGUGAAGGAUGCUGCUGUGAUUGCUGAAUUGUCUGGGCAGGGUUUGGAGUCUGGUAAGCUCUGGUGACCUGUGCAUCCUGAAGAGGACCGAGAGGCCCGCUAUCGCUGAAUUCUAGGGGUCACAACCCCAUCAGAGCCCUGCCAGCCCCGCUCAGACAUCAUCAACAUGGAGUUCUGAAGUCCAUGUGGCUCCUAACAGUGAACCAGGUCUUAAGGAAAAUGCAGAGACGCCACAGUAGUAACACGGAUAACGGGCCACCUGAAAGAAAUCGCAGCCAAGCACUCAGCUCUGAGGCAAGCGUGGAUGAAGGCGGUGUCUUUGAAAGUCUGAAGGCAGAGUCGGCCUCCCCACCUGCGCUCUUCUCCGGUCUCCCUGGCCUCCCAGCGGGCAGCCUGCCUACCACCCCAUUCCCAUCCAGCCUGGUGCUGGGGGCGUCGGCCGGAGGCGGAGACGUGUUCAUCCAGAUGCCUACGUCCAGAGAGGAGGCCGGGGGCCGGGGCGAGGGGGGCGCCUACCACCACCGCCAGCCCCACCACCACUUCCACCACAGUGGCCACCGUGGGAGCUCGCUGCUGCAGCACGUGGGCGGGGACCACCGUGCCCAUUCGGAUGAGGGGGGCGACGAGCAGCCAGGGACGCCUGCCCCUGCCCUGUCCGAGCUGAAGGCCGUGGUCUGCUGGCUCCAGAAGGGGCUGCCUUUCAUCCUGAUCCUCCUGGCCAAAGUGUGCUUCCAACACAAGCUCGGCAUUGCCGUGUGCAUCGGGAUGGCCAGCACCUUCGCCUACGCCAACUCCACGCUUCGAGAACAGGUCUCUCUGAAGGAAAAGAGAUCGGUGCUGGUCAUCUUGUGGAUCUUGGCCUUUCUGGCGGGGAACACCCUGUAUGUGCUCUAUACGUUCAGUUCCCAACAGCUGUACAACAGCCUCAUAUUCCUGAAGCCCAACCUGGAGACGCUGGACUUCUUCGACCUGCUGUGGAUUGUGGGCAUUGCUGAUUUUGUGCUGAAGUAUGUCACCAUCGCCCUCAAGUGCCUCGUCGUGGCCCUGCCCAAGAUCAUCCUGGCCGUCAAGUCCAAGGGCAAGUUCUAUCUGGUCAUCGAGGAGUUGAGCCAGCUGUUCCGAUCACUUGUCCCCAUCCAGCUGUGGUAUAAAUACAUCAUGGGGGACGACUCCUCCAACAGCUACUUCCUAGGAGGGGUCCUGAUUGUUCUCUACAGCCUCUGCAAGUCAUUUGACAUCUGUGGUCGUGUGGGCGGAGUUAGGAAAGCCCUGAAGCUUCUCUGCACCUCUCAGAAUUACGGCGUCCGGGCCACUGGGCAGCAGUGCACAGAAGCCGGUGAUAUCUGUGCCAUCUGCCAGGCCGAGUUCCGGGACCCUCUGAUCCUCAUGUGCCAGAAUUCAAACUGAGGAACUCAUGAGUUGGCAGUCACAGGGGCUACGUGCAGCAUGGGACCAAGGUUGGAUCCUGGAACAGAGAAAGGACGGGAGUUGGAAAACCGAUUUGAGGUAAUCCAGACAGAGUUUGGAGUUCAGCGGUUGGUCACGUAUCAAUGGGGAUUUCUUGGCUUUGAUAUAAAAGUAAAGCGAGCUGAUGAUGAUUAAACUUAGUGAGGGGGCUAAAUAAGGAUUCUCUGCACUAUCUUUACAACUCUUAUAUAAGUCUAAAAUUAUUCCAAAAUUAAAAGUUUAUUUUUUAAAGCAUUUUAAAUAUACCAGAAGGAAAACAGUCACUGGCCUCCUACCUCCCCCUAGCUUCCUAGUUUCUUUUAUUAAAUCUUCAUAGAGAUGCUUUAUGGAAUUAAAACACUAUAUGUUCAAACACACACACACACACACACACACACACACACACACACACACACACAUCAUUUUCAGAAAGACCUAUGUCGUCUCGUACUCUCCCCCAAACUGUGUUCUGUAUCCUUCCUCGCUGACUGCAAACAGUGUCUUGAGAGAGCCUCCUCCUUUGCCUAUCACCCCCCUUCAUGGAUGGACCACCGUUGGUUUUACCAUUCCACUAUGGAUGGGCACUUGGUAGUUUAUAAUCUUCCGUAAUUACAAUGGUGGCUUCCAGGAGAGGUCAGAAAUGGAGAGACCUACAGCAGCUACCCGGGCCCGUCGUGUGGACCGAAUGGGUUGAGUCAGUCAAGCAUUUAGAGCCACGCGUGGUCAGGGUUCAGUCCAGGUCGGCUCUUCCUGGCACGUGUUUCAUUUCACACCUGUGCGGGCUCUCGGUACGAUAAAUUCCUAAUGGUGGAAUUACGAGGUCAGAGGGUAUCCAGUUUUGACAGAUAUUGCUAAAUUGCCCUUCAUAAAGACUGUAUCCGUUUACGCUCCCGGUGCAGAGCACGACACGACCUCUUGCCUACCAACACACUGCACGUGCCAGCCUUUCCUGAGCCUGGCCAAUCUGACCGGUGACGAGCACAAUCUCUGUGCGGUUUUUAAUUUGCAUUUCCCUAAUUACGAGUGCACUUGAGCAUCUUUUCAUAUGGUUCAGAGCCAUCUGUAUAGCCGUCUCCGAGGCAGCGAUGAUUUGAACAUGAUGUCAAGGUGAAAGUCUUGCUUCUUCCUUUCUGGCAAGCUCUCCCAGCCUUCAUUUGUUUGCUUCUCUCCCAUUCCUCUCCUGGUGCCAUGACACCUUCCCACACACGGCGGUGGUCGGAGCCACAGCCUUGGCCAAACUAGUCUCACUCUGCUGCCGGGAGCUGGGCCUGGGCUGGCGGAGAUGACUUCCACAGGCAAAAGGGCCUCGUUAAUUCCUGAGCAAUUGGAAAGAAUGAAUGAAUGAGUCAAGUGUUUGUUCCCCAGUCAGAGUCUUCCCUGACUCUGCUUCCCCAGACUAGCCAGUUCUCCCAGCAGUAUGGCCUCAGAGAUCCUUGUGGUUUUCCUUCCUAGCGAUUAUCCCAGUUGUCAGCUAGUUAACUGGGCAACUGGUUGCACAAGGUCUGUCUCCUCUUGGCCAAAGCGGAGGCAAACUUGAGAGGGGUGACCGUGUCUGUUUUGUUAGCAGGAGAAUCAUAGCACUGACUCAGUGAAUAUUGGAUGGAUGGAUGGAUGGAAGGAAGGAAGGAAUGGGAUGGACAGAAGGGGACAGAUGGUAUGAGAUGGACAGGCUGGAGGAAUGGAUGGAUGGACGGUUGGUUGGGAUGGAGAUGGACGGUAGCCAGGUCGAGGGGUGGGUGGAUGAGUACAGAGAUGCACGGACAGAGGUAUAUGUGUGUGGGUGACUGAGUAGACGGACAAAUGAUGGACCCACCUGCGGGUGCAUAGGUGGGUAGAUGUGGGAUGGGGGGGUAGACGAAUGAAUGGGUAGAUGGAUGGAUGAAUGGAUAAAUGAGCAGGAGAGAUGAGUGAACAGGUAGAGGAAGAGCCCACCAGGCUAAAGGAACAUCUAUCUCUCCUUCAAAGGGACAUCUAAGUAGGCACAGUGCGUCACUCACACACAGGCCCCACCUCCCUCCCCGCCACCACCCCCGCAUCAGAGCCUGGGAAGCAGAUUGUCAAUGGAAGCGGGUCAGGCAGACACUGGGCAUGCCCAGAGGUUAGAGCUCUCCACUCAGGCAGAAGCACCUGCCCAGUUAGUCACUCCCCAAGUACCUGUGCCACGCCUCCUGCCCAGCAAUGGGACAUCAAGGAAAGGGCACUUUGAACACACAGUCAGAAACUUAAUUUAUUUAAAAGAUUUCUUUCCAAAGAGAAAAGUCAGAGUACAAUUAGCCCUUGGUCACUACAGGUUUGUUUUGUUUUGGUUUGAAUAUUGAUAAUGUAAAGGAAGGAGGGCAAGAGAAUGGUAAUUUCUAUUGGUUUUGUCUUUGCGGGUACCUCAUACUUCCGGCUUUAUAACAGGCCCUACUCAUUUCCAUCCUUCCAGACACCGUGUGGGGGGAACAGUGACCCUCUUCUACAGAGGCAGAGGUAGGCUCAGCAAGGAGAAAGGACAGACUUUCCUCAAGGCUCCCCUGCUCCUCGGCAGCAGAACCAGAUUCCAACCCAGAGCCCCAGAUUUCAGAGGCCAGGACCUUUCCCCUUCUUGCUUUGAGAUGUCCUCAAGGCUGCAUUACGAGAGUAGAGCCCCUUUCCUGGAAAUUCCUAGGAGCGUGCUAUGCCCCGCGCAGCGAAGCCUGUGCGCGUCACCUCCAAGGAAUGAAGGAACAGCUGAGCUGCGAUCGCUCAGCACCUGUGCUGACUCCUCGGUCCGGGCAUUUCUGCAUCAGGUGCUUUCCAAGUACCCACGGCAUCCCAGCACUGACUUUGCAACCCCGAGCAACACAUUUCAUUGCGGCACUGACCCUCCAUGUCCUCUGUCUCCCAGGAAUGAAAAUGUUUGCCCUGGGCAGCUUGCAGGUUCUUUAAUACAGUCAAAUGAGAUGACGUGUCUAUCUGUGUGUGGGUUUUGAAAAGCAUAGCAUGUUAUGCCAAUACUCAAUGUCAGUGAUUAAUUCUAAAUCUGGACAAAGCUAGCCAGGUUUGUGUGAUUCAAGAGGAUCUGUGGUUAGGGCUGGGUGUGUAUGUGGGUGUGUCCCUUGUCUGACAGUAGCCCCACUUUCAGUAAUGUCAUUUUCAAAACCAAGGGCUACAGACAUCCCUGUCCACAUUGUCCAUGUGUGACCAGUAGAAAUAGAACGUAACGGGCAGAGUGUUCACUAGGGAGGCAGACACCUCUUGUAUCGGUUACCCGUUGCUGCCUAACAAAUGACCCAGCACUGUGGCCGAAAGCAGCUAGCAUUCAUCGUCUCCUGGUUUGCGUGAAUCCUAAAUCCAGGCACACGCAGCUGGGUCCCCUGCUUCAGGCUGCAGUCAGGACACCAGCCAGGGUCCCAUGGGGGAAGGCUCUGCUUCCAAGCUCGGUCACAUGCCAGUGGCGGGAUUCAGUUCCUCAUGGGCUGUCGGACCAAAGGCCUCCAUUCCUCGUGGCCAGAACCUACCCCAGCUUCCCUAUCACACUGACUUCAUCAGAGUGAAUAUGUGGGAAGAAGGUGUGAGAACAAGACGGAAGGCCCCAUCUGCUGUAACCUAAUCUCAGAAGUGACGUCCCAUCCUCUUUACUGUAUUCCGUUCGCUUGAGGCAAGUCAGUAAGUACAGCCGCAUUCGGGGGGCGGGGGGGGCAGGCCACACCGGAUGUGAAUCCCAGGAGGAGGAGAUCACUGAGAGUCGUAAUAGAACUCAGCCUACCACAUCCCUGAAGCUGAAUUCCAGCCUCACUGCUUAGCAGCUGUGUGCCCUUGGGCUGGUGGCUCUCCCUCUCUGAGUCUCGGGGGUCUGUAGGUGUCAUGAGACUGUACUUAGACGAUGCCAGCAGUGCCUGGCACAGCAUCUGUGCUCAGUGACGGAGAGGGCCCAGGGUCCUUACGUGUACUCCUCACCUGAACCAUCCACCCAGACCUGGCCUGGCUGUUCCUUUGUUUCUCAGCUCACGCCGAACAUCAAGUGCCGGGCUAGGAGAUGCCCCUCUCCCAUCCAGAGCUUCCUCUCUCCCGUGGGGGUUAGCUGCUGUGCUUGUGAGGGCUCUUGUCCCCAGCCCUCACUUUACCCGCCUGCUCCAAAUCUUUGAGCAAGACUUGAGGAGUCUGGAUGGAAUUCAGGGGGCAGGGAGGGUGGCCCAGGCAACCCCAGGGGUUCACCCACCUCCGUGCCCCAGGAGGCGCAGCCAGGGAGUCGUGACUGACCGUCCCCACUGACCGUAAACCCGCUGAUCCUACACUUCGCAGCCCAGGAGGCCCCUCCUUUCCCUCCCUCUGUAGGGGCUCAUCCUUCUCUCCAGAUGCUAGAAGUAGGCCCAGGGAUGAUGACCUCCUUCCUCCUCCCACUGGGCCGCUGGGUCGGCAUGUGGUCUUCAAACCUCUUUAUUUGGCACUAGGUUCCAUCCUGCCUGAUUCUCUGAGGAGGGGACCGUGAGCUCCCAGAGGACAGUGGUCAGGUCUUAACCAUGCCAGUGUCUCCAGAAUCUGCCCCCUGACCUAUGUGGGAGGGCCUUCCUUCACUGCAUUUACAGUCCCUACUCUGUGCAGGCUCGGGACUGGGCAGUGGGAACACAACAGCGGUUGCUGCCCUCUUGAAGUUUACCGCCCAGAUGGUAGGCAGGACAAAUGGUAAAUGAGCAGUUAGAAGAGUGGUUCUCAAAGUGUGGCCCAGGUACCCCCUGGUGUUCCCUUUCACCUUCAAGUGCUUGUGUAAUCUUGUGUUUUCAAUAGAUCUUGGUUUCCAUUUCUAAUAUGAUAAAUAUAGCCAGAUUUGACCCACAUAUACAAAAGCCCUUUGAGAUCAUCUGUGAUUUUUUAAGACUAUAAAGGGGUCUUAGGACCAGAACAUUUGAGAAAUACUGACUGAGACAUGGGAGAGCCUCGGUGAUUGGUUUUUUGAAUGAAGGAAUGAAAAGCUUCUCAUUUCCCGCUCACCUGACUCAAGUAUUGAGCUUCAUGUGAACACGGCUUGUGUUGCUUUCUUCUACGUAAGUACCGCCUUUUCCCAGGGAAUGAGGUUAAGUCUCAUUCGUUCAUUGAGCGAGCAUUUCCUGAGCAUCUGCCAUGUGCUCAGAACCUUGUUGGGAGCGUGGUCCCUGCCCUCCAGAAGCCCUUAAUGCAGCGAACAAGACAGAUGAGUUUGCAGAUCAUUCCAGAGGCAUGCACGUGAUGCUGUGAGAGAGACCCUCCCCAGGAGGUAUCUGGAAGUGCUUAGAUUUUCAGGAGACAGUAAGGCAUGGAACACAGGGGACGUCAUGGAGAAGGGGAGGUGUGAUGGCUUGAGCUAAGUCUUCUGCAAGAAGUAGGUGCCCACCAGCUGAUAAGGACGGAGGAGGGGCAUAAGAGCAUCCCAGAUAGAUAUUACAGCUUGCCCUGAGGCUUAGCAGUAUGACUAAGCUUUGCACUGCAAGUCAUCGCCCCCGUGUGUCCGUGACAUUGGCUGUCCGGGAGGGAGUGAUGAAGAGGAAGAGGGGAGGGCGCUAUUGUGGAGGGCCUUGAGUGCCCUGGUUGGGAGUCUGAGAGAAGCUGCUGGGCCUGCUGACCCCUGGGUCCUGCCCUUCAGACCAUAGCAAGAGUCCAGGCACAUCCUUUGAGGCUAUAUGUGGCCUGCUCACCUCCUGCCGCCCAUUUCUUACACUCUCCUGUUGUAGCCAUGUUGACCAUCCUUGAGUGCCUCAAUGCCUUCACAUCUGAGGAGCUUGGCCCAGCUCCUCCCUUAAGCCUGACGUGCUCUAUCCCUACCCCCUCUCUUCACCCAUUCAACUCCUAAACAUCCUUCAGGCCUUAACACAAGUGCUCCCCACCCCCGCAGGAAGCCUUCCUAGAUUACUCCCUGGAUCAGACUGGUCCCCUGUUGCAUAGGUCAUCAUGGAGCUCUCCUUUAACACUGUUUACAGUUAGGCAACUACUGCACAUCCUGCUAGGAAUGGGUGUGCUAGAAGCUUACAGUCUGGCAUGAAUAAUCUCUCCUGUAUAAUAGCCAACAAUGAUAGCACAUUUACUAUUGACCAGACAUUGUUCUAAGUGCCUUUUUAAUUUCAUUUUUUUAAACUUUUUAGGAAACAGUAUUCGGAUUUUCAUAUUAUCAUUUUAAAUUAUCACUUUUAUUUUGAAAAAUGUCAAAACUAUAGAGCAAAAGGACAUAGAAUGAACACCCUUUUAUCUUUCUUCUAGAUCCACUAAUUGUGAACAUUUUGCAUUUGCCUUUUCUUGAUGUAAAUAUUUUCCCCUUGCUUAUUGAGAAUAAGUUGGCGACAUUUUGAUUCUUCAUCCGAAAAUAUUUCAGUGUUUACCUUUGAAGAACAAGGACAUUCUCUCUCAUAACUGCAAUUCCACCAUCACACCCAGGCAAUUUAAAAUUGAUGUAAAAUAUUAUCUAAUGUAUGGUAUAUAUCCAGAUUUCUCCACCCAUCUUCAGAAUAUCCUGCAUAGCUAGGAUUCUGCCACCCCCCCCAUCCAGGUUCCAAAUGCAAAUCGUGUACUGCCUUUGAUUAUUAUGUUUUUAAUGUGAAGCAAUCUUCCUAUAAGAGGAGUACUCUUAGCAGCAUUUUGGGGACCCCUGGCUGACUCAGUCAGUAGAGCAUGUGAGUCUUGAUCUUGAGGUCCUGAGUUUAAGCUCCACAUUGGGCAUUGAGCUUACUUAGAAAAAGGGGUGAUUCCCUCCACUUCCUCCUGACCUCUCAUUUUAUAGAUAAGGAAACUGAGGCAUUGGGAGGUUGAAUCAUUUGUCCAAGUGAUAUGGCCAGAAAGUGGGAGAACUCAUUGAUAUUUCCAGCUUUCCUGCCUUUCCCUUAACCCCUGAGCUCUGACUAAAGGCAUCUUUUAAAGAUGAACAGGCAAGGGACGCCUAGGUGGCUCAGUGGGUUGGGCCUCUGCCUUUGGCUCGGGUCGUGAUCUCGGGGUCCUGGG